This is a messenger RNA of Cavia porcellus (domestic guinea pig), 4588 nucleotides long. It is a transcript of the gene Ankle2, whose product is annotated as ankyrin repeat and LEM domain containing 2. Gene Ontology annotation, molecular function: protein phosphatase 2A binding. The transcript is spliced from 13 exons. The coding region runs from base 192 to 3041 and encodes 949 amino acids. The record is from RefSeq and is a predicted model, not a curated record. Lineage: Eukaryota; Metazoa; Chordata; Mammalia; Rodentia; Caviidae. Gene Ontology annotation, biological process: negative regulation of phosphorylation. Gene Ontology annotation, cellular component: endoplasmic reticulum.
UGGGUCUGGGCUUGGCCACGCUCGCUUGCCGGGCCGUGGACAGAGGCGACGUGGCAUCCGCGUUCAGCCCUGCCGGGCUCCGUCCUCCUCGGCGUGGCGCGAGCAGAAGGCGGGGGGCCGGGCGGCCGGGGUCCUGACAGGAAGGGCGACGCUACUGGCGGAGGCCGAGACCCGCUCUAGUCCGCGCGGCGAUGCUGUGGCCGCGGCUAGCGGCGGCCGAGUGGGCGGCGCUGGCCUGGGAGCUGCUGGGCGCUUCGGUGCUUCUCUUCGCCGUGCGCUGGCUGGUGCGGCGGUUGGAGAAGCGGCCGCAGGGCCUGGGCCGGAACAGGACUCCUGCCCCACCUUCUCACGCUCCCGCGGACCCUGGCCCAGGUGCUGUGACAAUGGAGGCUGUGUUGGCGCGUCUGAAACUCUUGAGUCCAGACAACCUUAGAGAAGAGAUUGUCAAAGCUGGCCUGAAGUGUGGGCCUAUCACGGCAACGACUCGGUUUGUGUUUGAGAAGAAGUUGGCUCAGGCUUUGCUGGAGCAGGGUGGGGCUCUGCCUCCCUCCCUUGGCCUUCACACACCCAGCACACUGACCUCUGCUGCAGGCGGCCCUGCUGUGCAGACCAGUUACUCUGAGGACAGAGACUUCGGUUACAACAUGGGCUUGAACCCCCCAGAAGAGGAAGCCAUGAUGUCUGAGGCCUGCUCAGUGCCUGUCAGUGCCUCAGCUGGGAUUGGCUCCAAUAAGACUAGAGAGACUGUUGCCAAGGAACCAGCCCUGUAUUAUGGCGUGUGCCCGGUGUAUGAAGAUGGCCCCAUGAGAAACGAAAGAAUCCAUGUUUAUGAAGAUAAAAAAGAAGCAUUGCAAGCUGUCAAAAUGAUCAAAGGGUCCAGGUUUAAAGCUUUUCCAACCCGAGAAGACGCUGAGAAAUUUGCUAGAGGAAUUUGUGAUUAUUGUCCUUCUCCCAGCAGAGCAUCAUCCCCUCUAUCCCCUGUGAAGGCAGCUCCACCCUUCAACAGCAGUGGGUGGAAAGAUGGUUUGUACUUCUCUGAGUCAGAAACAGUAACCAAAGAGGGAGGAAACAGUUAUAAAAGCCCCCGAACACAGGACCUCACUGCUAAGCUGCGGAAAGCUGUGGAGCAGGGAGAGGAAAAGGCUUUCUCUGACCUCAUCUGGAGCAACCCCCGGUACCUGAUUGGCUCAGGGGAUACUCCCACCAUUGUACAGGAAGGAUGUAGGUACAAUGUCAUGCAUGUUGCUGCUAAGGAGAACCAGGCUUCUAUCUGCCAGCUGACGCUGGAGACUCUGGAAAACCCCAAGUUCAUGCAGCUUAUGUACCCGGAUGAUGACAUGGACAUGCUGCAGAAGCGCAUCCACUACCUCGUGGACCUGUACCUGAACACUCCCGACAAGGCAGGGUAUGACACGCCACUGCAUUUUGCUUGUAAGUUUGGGAAUGUGGAUGUGGUCAACGUGCUUUCUUCACACCCUUUGAUUGAGAAAAAACCAAAGAAUAAAUAUAACAAAACACCUGAAGAGGUAAUUUGUGAAAGAAACAAAAAUAAACCCAUAGAACUAAAAGAGAGGAUCAGAGAAUACUUACAGGGUCACUACUAUGUGCCGCUUUUGAGAGCGGAUGAUACCUCCUCUCCUGUCAUUGGGGAGCUGUGGUCCUCAGAUCAGACGGCUGAGUUCUCUCCUCCUGGCUGCUGUGGAGUUGAUCCCCGGGACCCUGUGCUGACUCUGAGGGCCUUCGCGGGGCCCCUGAGUCCGGCCAAGGCAGAAGAUUUUCGAAAACUAUGGAAAACUCCACCUCGAGAGAAAGCAGGCUUCUUCCACAGUGUCAGAAAGUCCGACCCGGAAAGGGGCAUUGAGAGAGUAGGAAGGGAGCUUGCUCAUGAGCUGAGGAUUCCCUGGGCUGAAUACUGGGAAUUUCUGGGCUGUUUCGUGGACCUGUCUUCCCAGGAGGGCCUGCAAAGACUAGAAGAGUAUCUUGCUCAGCAGGAAAUGGGCAAAAAGGCACAACAGGAACCAGGAAAAAAUGAAGCCUGCCCCCGAGAGAAAGCCUUCACCUCUGGCCGCGAGAAGCAAUGCUGCAACUCUGUAUCUGUGAGGGCAUUUCUAGAUGGGGAUGGUGACGUGAGCCUGGAAGAAACGAAAAACUGGCAGAACACAGCUGAAAGCCACAGCCAACCCAAGGCUGAUGCUUUCAGGAUCUUGGAGCCUGAUGCUAAGGCAGACUGCGUGGGCACCUCAGGCCCAUGCCACACAGUCCCAAAUGGGCUCUGCUGUUCCCUGAGCCCCAACCAGGCCGUGUGUGGGAGACCAGAGACCUCUGGAACAGAGCUGGCCCUUCUGUCACGAGUCUCCAAUUUGAUGCUUGAGUUCAAUAAACUGAAUCUGGAAAAUCAAGGUGGUAGCCUUUCUCAGAUACCAAAUACAGAAAAGAAAACUAAAGAUAAAAGAAAGAACACAGCAGAAAACAGCUUGUCAGCACCUGUCCCUACUGCAGACAAACUGGGAAAUAACCAAACAGUGGCCGAAAAUGAUGUGUCGGCUGUGAUGGUGACUAUGUCUUUGGAUUCUGAGUCCCAGGCUGUGCCAGGUCCUGUGACCAGCUCCACCAGCAGGCUCUUCCUUUGUGGAGAGGAGCCAUGCAAGCUGGACCAGGAUGUCCUGGCGGCUCUGCAGGGUGUGGACAUUGACCCUGACCGAUACCCGGCCGUGCAUCACUGGAGGAGCACUGUGCUGCGCUACUUGCCCACAGACAGGCAGAGGUGCAGAGCGGGAGUAGCUGUUAAGAGUGGGUCUGGAAGGCCAGGUCACUUUUGGCCAAGUCCCGCACUGAAAGGAAAGCUCAAGUGUCAGCUGCCAGACCUCGGCUUCCCCCACAGCACCAGCCCAGGGCAAAGGGCUUCAGCUGGUGGCAGCCCUGGGAGGCCUGGCCAUGCCCCUCACUCCCCCGGCCUGGGCAGCCCUGGGACCUACAGCCCUGUGCACAGGCGCCUACUUCGCCGGACAGCAGUGCCCAGCACCCAGCUUGCAGCCCUGUAGAGGAUGCUCAUUCCCUUUUCUUUCAAAGGAAGAAGGUGACGUGCCUGUUGGGAAGAUUUCGGAAAGGAGCGUAUUCUGAGUUAUGUACAGUCUGCACUUUCAGGGCACAGGGAUUUUAGAAAUGUAAAUGCUCUGCACAGGAGUAUAAGUCAGCUGUGUCAUGGAAGAAGCAGCUAACAGCCACCUGAGAUACUGAUCUUGUAUACUGUUCAUGAUGCAAUGACAACUUCCUGCAGUGCCCCGGGACUCCACUCCAGCUACACAUGAAUGGGCUGCAUUUAGCCCCCUUCUCUGAAACCAGCUUCCUAGGGGAUGAUGACAGUGCCCUGUGGCUUCCCACCUGGUGGCAGCAGAGAGCAGAUGAACUUGACUGUUUUGGCCUUGGGGUUGGAAACUUUACAGACCAGAAGAUGCUAGAUGUGGUGAUGCACGCCUGUGGUCCCAGUGCUUGGGAGGCUGAGGCAGGAGGAUCACAAUGAGUUUGAUGCCCGUCUGGACUGCAUGACACUACCCUGUUCAAAACAAAACAGCAUCAUGCCCCUGGGAGCCAGUUCUGAGUCAUUUCCAUCCUUCUCCCUAGCACUGACCCUAGGGGCUGUGGACACAGAGUAUUAGGGGGGGUCACUAUGUGCCUGCUGCCCUGGCCCCUGGGGAGAUGCCUGGGGGACAUCUGAGGUCUGGUUCAGAACAAGUUCCGUGCCCCACCUCAGCCAGCCUCAGUGCCUUCUGUAAAGCAGUUUGAGCUUUCCUGAAUUUACUGUUUGAAACUCCACAGUGAUCUAAGGUGUAAGAAAGAUUUUUCUUUCAUAAAAAUUCUGAAUUGAAACAUGCUUUUAAAAAAGCUUAUUUCUUGUGAUAAACAGGUUAAACAUGGGAAUUGAGAUUUCAUUUUUAAAACUCAUUUGUUUCAUGAGUGUUUUCAUUUGCUAUGUAGCAGGCAAGAUCUGAAUAUAACCAAUAGUUCAGUAAUUCUAGCCAGGCGUGGUGGCUCACACCUGUAAUCCCAGCACUUGGGAGGCUGUGGCAAGAGGUUCAUUUCAAGUUCAAGACCAGCCUGGGCUACAAAGUGAGCUCAAGGCCAGCCUGAACUGCAUAGUGAGACCCUGUCUCAAAAAGACCAAAAAAAUAAAAAUAAAAAAAUAGUUCCGCUAUUCUAAGAACAAUUCCAUUUUAAAACACAUCUUUGUUCACAACGUGGAGAUUAUACUUAGUGAUGAUCUCUUUAAAUUCUUAUAUAUCUCAGGGCUGGGGGUUUAGCUCAGCGGCAUAAGCGCCUGCCUUGCAAGCAGGCAGUCCUGAGUUCAAUCCCUGGUACCGAUAAAAACCACAAAAAAAAAAAAAAUUCUUAUAUAUCUCAUAUGUUGUAUCUCAAAUAGAUAUUAAAAUACUGUUUUUGCCUUGGUUUUGUAGAUGCCCAAUCUGUAAAGCUCCUUAGGACUGUUUCUCCUUUGUUGUGAGAAGGGUGAUACAUAUUCCCCUAAGCACUGUCACCUGGGGGAUAUGUCCUUUUAAAACCACUUCAUGGAAUAAAUUAUUUUUACACUGUG